CACACACACACACAGAGCAACUCCACCUCCAUAACACAGAGAGCAUGCCUGAAUGUCCAGAGAAAGGGAGAGAUUUGAUGAGAUAGGCAAGAAGAUUAAGAGAGAGUCAGAUGCUGCCAGUACUCAAAAUAUGGGAAGAAGACAUAUGCUGGGUCCUCCCGGAACCCUAAAUACCAUUACACCAUGCGCGGCCUGUAAACUCCUCAGACGAAGGUGUGCACAGGAAUGUUUUUGCCCCUUUUCUCCAUAUUUCUCUCCUCACGAACCGCAGAAGUUUGCUUCUGUCCAUAGGGUCUUCGGGGCCAGCAACGUGUCAAAGAUGUUAAUGGAGGUGCCGGAGGGUCAAAGAGCAGACGCUGCUAAUAGUCUUGUUUAUGAAGCGAACGUGAGGCUAAGAGAUCCAGUCUACGGAUGCAUGGGUGCAAUUUCUGCUUUGCAACAACAAGUUCAAUCUUUACAGGCUGAGCUCAAUGCAGUAAGGACUGAGAUACUUAAAUACAAGUAUAGAGAAGCUAAUGUUCUUCCUUCUUCUCACAUGGCUUUGCUCUCUUCUUCUGGGGUCGCGGUUUCGAUUGCUGCUCCGCCACCAGCCCCACCGCCGCCCCCACCACUGCCACCCACAGUACAAUCUCUUCCUCUUACUUCCUCCUCUUCUUCUAUGUACACCCAACCAAUUACCACCGUCGCAGAUUUUAACACCAUUUCAAGUGAAAAUGUGUCCUAUUUUGGCUAAUUUUUAUAAAUUUCUAGAGUACCAAAGGGCCGGAGAA
Morus notabilis is the source of this 770-nucleotide messenger RNA. RefSeq names its product LOB domain-containing protein 15. The record is from RefSeq and is a predicted model, not a curated record. NCBI's taxonomy places the organism in Eukaryota, Viridiplantae, Streptophyta, Magnoliopsida, Rosales, Moraceae.